Molecule: messenger RNA, 3189 nt
Organism: Pseudovirgaria hyperparasitica
Lineage: Eukaryota; Fungi; Ascomycota; Dothideomycetes; Acrospermales; Acrospermaceae
Exons: 1
Coding region: 1-3189 (1062 amino acids)
Source: RefSeq, a predicted model, not a curated record
AUGCUUGCGAGCUUUCCCGAGAACGCCAAUCGUCUUCGCAGGUCGAAGUCGGUAUCGACGGUAAACCCCAACCAGCGUUCUAAUAUUCCAGAUCAUGUCAACCCCUGGGUAGCACAGCAGCAAGCUCUUCUCGCCGCUACCACUGCGUACGAACGAGCCCACGCAGGCGUCACACCAACUAGGCUGACGACUACAACCGCAAGCACUGCUCUGCCACGUACGAUGAGCAACAUAAGCCGAAGAUCAGAAGGGAGUCAUCUUGCUAAACGGGGAUCAACACUUCGGUACUCUCUUGAAGAACAUCCAAGAGCCCAUCUUGCUCGACGUAAUACUGUUCAAAGUUCAACAAGCAACGGCAACCUAAUGUCCGGAGGGCUUCCGCCACAGAUAAUGAGCCACGUACCAUCAGCCAGUGGGCCAAACUUGCGAGGCAAGAUGAGUCUGACAUCGCUAGCGACGCCGACUCGGAGCAUCGCUUCAGAACCUGUACGGACAGGCCUGCGGAAAGCACGAUCAAUGUUUUAUGCCAGCAGUCGUCAGACCACGGACAACAAUGAAGACACAUGCUCCAUGACCCUCAUCGAUCCGACCCUGGCCAACGAUACUCCGCAGAAGCUGACAGCCUUACCACCAUUUCCAUCUCACAGUGUGAUCCCAGUCCAAAGUAGACCAUACUCGGCGACACAACGGUAUCAGCUUGAUGGCGCGAGGUCUGCAGGACGAGAUCGCUCAUCCGGAAUCUUCACUCCAUUCAAGAAACUUCAGAGCAUUAGUUCUCGAAAGUCGUCGCGUACAGAAGCUGGCAGUGUGUCCUUUAAUAGUGUCAGAUCAACUGCGACGACUCCUGGACAGGAGAUAGUCCAAUCGCAGCCUCUACAGCACAAAAAGUCGAGAUCACUCUCGGGCAAUUUCAAGGACAAGAUCAUGAAGGUAUUCCGAAGAACGCCGACCAUCACUCAGCAAGAAAUGCCGGCUCAACAAGUCGGUGCUUCGCGAAACUACUACUACAACUCGAAGACGACCGACGAUACAUCCAAUGUUCUUGGUGACGGGAGUAGGAGCAGUAGAUCUAGUCUGCAUCCUAGUCGGCCUGGAACUCCGCCUGUGCCUAGAGAUCCAUCAUUCCCGCAUCUAGCAAUGCGGCAGGGAAGUGGUAGCAGCGAAGGUACAUCCUCGUCACGAUCAAAGUCGAGAGUGACGAGCUGGACCGAUUCAACGGCCGGGCAUGCGGCAUUGAAUGAUCCUAAGCGAUUAUCGAUCAUACAUGAAGUGAGUCGACCUAGCAUUGCGAUGCCAGUGCCAACUCGGCCGACGACACUGCUUGCAAGGAGUGUACUCGAAAGUGAGCUAGAAGACGAUUCGUCGUCUUAUAAGCGACCAUAUCCAGUCGAGCCGCGGCGCGUAUACUCUGCAUUGAUGAAAGAAAUGGCUCGCAAAGAGAUUGAAGUGCUUGAAGUGUCGAAGCUUGAAUUCGAUAAAGAUGGCAAUCCUGUGACGUCUGCUUUGGACUCUCUUCCAUCGCAGCAACACCGCAGAUCCAUGGAAUCCGGCAGGAACGAAGCAAACAGGAUGACGAUCAGAACCGUGAGUCCAGAUGAACCUGUGUCACUCAGCCGGGCUUCGAGCGUCCGAGGUAGAAUAAGUGUCCCGCCGUUCGAUCUCACCGACGUGAGAGAGGAAUCUUCAGGAGAUGAGUUCCCGACAAAACCAGCAGAUGGUUGCUCUCUGUAUGCACAGUCGCAUCGGAAUUCUUCAUCGGUCGGUCGACUGCAACGAAGCCAGCGUGCGAAUCCUCCGAGUGCUGAGCAACGAGCCGCUCGUGCAGAAAGAGCCAGCCAUCGUUGGAAGUCACCCUUGGACGAUGGACAUCGCAGCCUGGAACGAGCCAGUAAUGAGAAGGUUUUGAUGGCUUCAUCCAAUUCUUUUUUAGACCGUGGUCAGGAACCGACCGAAGACUGCAGGGCGGUUUCUAUUGACGGAGAUGGGGAUGAUUUCGGGACUCCCAAAGCUACUCACGUUACCUAUGACGAUUCCAUAGCUGAUGGGAUUGUGUUACCGAAGAGCAGGACUCCGGCCCGUUGUGUUUCUCCGAGCAUAUAUUCACAGCAUACUAACUCGCAACACUCCUUCGUAAACAUGGACAGCGUCACAAACCUACCAUAUGCAGUGCCCAAGGAAGGUGCUGGGAGUGCAGUCAUAAUUACGAGCCAUCCUGUCUCAUGCUGGACCAUUGGGACACCAACACCAACGGGGAAACGGGUUAGCCAUUCUGCGAGGUCGAGCAGAGACUGGAAAGCCUGGCUUUCGAAGGAAGUUGCUGAGCUUGAGCAGUUAGCCAGUGCAGAGCUUGCAAUCAAUGAACUAGAUCUGAAACAGCAAGGUCACCGCCGUGAACGCACGCAAAUAUCUGAGGACGACGAGCAAUCAGUGACCAGCGUUGCUCCCAGCUGCAUGCCGAGACUGGCUCGACCCAGGCUGGAGAGCAGGCCAGGUAGUCGCAUAAGUAGUCGUAUGAAUGACCGGUUCCCUAUGAUCGAGACUAGCAGACGAGGAAGUAGCCAGAGCGUUGCAACGCUUCGCAGCGUCCGAAAGAAGUCACCCAGUGCCGUCACGCCGGAGUCCAUCAGUGCCUCGACCACAGAGUUGACCAAGGAAAAUGCGCCUGUCAAGCGUUCUGUCAGUCCAUUUCCUCGCAUCUCUCGCCUGGCGGCAAGGAGUCCUCGCAGUGUUGGGGGCUGUAUGUCGUCGGGCCAUGAUACCCAGUCUGCGACGGCAAUCCCCAAUACACCAGUCACACCCGCCACGCCCUCACCGGCACGAGCUCGCAAGCUUGGGCGACGUAUUUCCAAGGCCAAGUCAGCCUUGGAAAUGCACGCACAGUAUAGCAGUCCCGACCUGUUGCGCAAUAAGAUGAUCCGCAAGCAGGCGGGAUGCAGUCCACAGUUUGAAGGGGAUACGCUCCGUAUGAUAAUCGAAGGGCCGUACCAGCAUGCCAAGACACCUUCGCCGUUGAAGAGAGUCGAGAACAGCCCGAUGGUCAGCAAGUUUAGCGAGAUUGGCCUUGACGACACGGCAAGCGUCAGGAGUCAUGGCAGCUCUGCGACGCCAGGACACCGUCUGGCGGAUAUGUUUCUGAGACAGCGGAAGAGUGGGGAGGUGAUUGACGAUGACAGCGUGGCGUUUCUUUGA